GAUGUAGUCCUCUGGAAAGAGAACUAAAACUUGUAGGUGCCUGACUUACUGUUUUACUGCCUGACAUUUGCCAGGGACCACUUUUCUCAGUGAUGGAAGGGGGAGUGGAGAAAAGGUUUGCAUUUGUGUCUUGGAAGUUGCAGAAAAACCCUACAGGCAGGGACACACCUACUUGGAAACCAGGCUUCCCUGGAAGUGGGAGGGAACAGGAACUGGAGGUGCCCUCCUCCACAGGCAGGAGUCAGCUAACAGCCUUCCCAGGUAGUGGGAGCAUUCACCUUGCACGGGAGCCAUCGGAGACCAGUCUGGAGGCUUGCUUACCUGUGAUGGUGCCCGGGAAGGUGGCAUGUGGUGAGCUGCUUGCUGAGGACCACUGGGCACAACCAGGUCUGUGGAAACGUGCUCCGCCUCUCUCUCCUCUAUGCAUCUCAGCUCCUCCUGCUGAAAACAGCUAAGCCUGCUGUUUGGAGUUCUUAGAAUCUCAGCCCCAGAGGGACUUCCCUAGGGACAAACUGACCUCACAUUGGGAACUUUAUUUCCCAGACCCUGGCAGGCUCUGUAGCCUCUGGACUGCCUGUUGCAACUGUUCUUAGGAAGCGUGAGUCUCUCCUAUGCCAGCAUCUGUCCACACUGAGAGACCCCAGUGAGGCCCCAGCCCUAGGGGUCCUGAAGCAUUUGGACCCUGAGGCUGCUCCUCCUGCCUCUAAAAUGCACUGUACAGGUCUCCGGGAGCACAGAAACAGCAGAAGCCGCCAGGAGGAGAAUCAAGAGAAAAUCUAAAAUUUUCAAUAUUGAAAAACACCUGUGGUGCUGGUUGAUGCAGAGAACACUGAGUUCACUGAAGAGGACUGUAACUGUUGCACUGUUUUGUUUCAUCUUCUGGCCCAGCCAAGGAGAGAUCGGCGUGUAUUCGGGUCAUGUAAAGAAUGUACAUGAGAGCCUCUGAGGACAUUUUGCUUGGCUCUGACUCACCCUGACUCUUCAGUGAAGCAGAAAGAAGGAAACAUCACACCACCCAGGUGUCACCAGCCUUGGACCAUUAUUGCAAAUCUCAAAGAACUACCAUAGUCCCUUCCCAAGUACACAUUUGGCCUUUGAGACUUUUCAUUUCAGAAAAGCUGUAAAGAGGAGACAGGAUGAGGCGGGAAGAGGAGGAAGAGGAGGGAACCAGGAUGAAAGCGAAAGGGCACUUAGAAGUGAAGGAGGAGGAGGAGGUCAGUGAGACAGGAGAACUGGUUGGCCCUUUGGCUGGUGCCAUUCCCACCCCAAUACCCCACAACAAGGGGAGCCGCUUUUCGGAGGCUUGGGAGUACUUCCACCUGGCCCCUGCCCGUGCUGGGCACCACCCCAACCAAUAUGCCACCUGCCGUCUGUGUGGCAGGCAGGUGAGCCGUGGCCCUGGGGUUAACGUGGGCACCACGGCCCUGUGGAAGCAUCUGAAAAGCAUGCACAAAGAGGAGCUGGAGAAGGGUGGCCACGGGCAGGCAGGGCAGCGCCAGGACCCCAGUCUUCAAGGGCCCCAGCUCCCUAUGGGCAUUGAGGGUGACUGGGCCAGGCUCCUGGAGCAGGUGGGGGCCCUGGCUUUAUGGGCCAGUCAAAGAGAAAGGGAAAUCCUUAGGAGGGAGAGGGCAGUGGAAUGGCGGGAGAGGGCUGUGGAAAGGAGAGAAAGAGCCCUGGAGGAGGUAGAAAGGGCCAUCCUGGAGAUGAAGCGGAAAAUAAGGGCUGAGAAGGAGGCCUGCCAGAGGGAGAAAGACCAGCCUACAGCAGCUCAUCCCUUCCACUUCGUUUAAAUGGGCUUGAUGGAAUCUAUUUUGAAAACACUGACCUUAGACUCAUAGCAAAGAAGCCAUUUUAGUUCCAGUUUAAAAAAACAGCCAAGUGGCUUAGUGGGAUUUGGGUUCUAAGAGAGAGCGUAGGGUGGAGAGGUUAAUCUCAGCAGGCCUCAAUUGACCAAAUGCUUAUCUAUGGGGUUCCUGGAGCUGUACUGAUCAAAACUUUAAUAUACACUAAUUAAAGAGAAAUGUUUUUUGCUGCCA
Molecule: messenger RNA, 2036 nt
Organism: Phacochoerus africanus (Common warthog)
Lineage: Eukaryota; Metazoa; Chordata; Mammalia; Artiodactyla; Suidae
Gene: ZBED2
Product: zinc finger BED-type containing 2
Exons: 2
Coding region: 1137-1790 (217 amino acids)
Molecular function (GO): DNA binding
Source: RefSeq, a predicted model, not a curated record